GGUACUUACAUACAUCAUCCAUUUUAGGAGGCGUUACUCAGUAUCACCAGAUUAUUCUAGCUACAAAGGCAAACAUAAACAUGGUAAAGCACGCAGCGCACACCGAGACACUUCUGGAUACAGCUGCUAUUCGUCCCGUUCAAGAUCACAUGACAAUCGCGGUCCCCAAAUCGAGGAGGAAGAGGAGGAUCGUGCCGAUUAUCGCAAAGGCGGGUAUCAUCCGGUCCAAGUGGGAGAGCGCUACAAAGAUGGGCGGUAUGUGGUCGUGAGGAAACUAGGCUGGGGUCAUUUUUCGACUGUCUGGCUUGUGCGCGAUCAAAGGUAUAAACAAUAAAUCCAUUCUUUGACGUCAUACUGGACACACGGAAGCAUUGACGUCUCUUAGUACCGGAAAACACUUUGCUAUGAAAGUCGUGAAAUCAGCCAAGCACUAUACCGAGACCGCAUUGGAUGAAAUCAAGUUGCUUGAACGCGUCGCUGAAUCAGAUCCUAAAGCUGUCGGCGCCGAAUACGUCACAGCCAUCGUCGACCACUUUUAUGUCCAUGGUCCCAAUGGAUCUCACGUCUGCAUGACUUUUGAGGUACUAGGCGAGAAUCUGCUUUCUCUCAUUAAACGGUACAAACACCGAGGCAUCCCUGUACAUCUUGUGAAACAAAUCGCGAAGCAGAUGUUGCUUGGCCUGGAUUACCUUCAUCGUACUUGCGGCAUUAUUCACACCGACCUGAAACCGGAGAAUGUACUGAUGUGUGUCGACAAUGUCGAAGAACUGUUACGGAAAUCUACCAGCAUCACCAUAGAGACGGACAUUACCAAGGAUCGUUCGGACGAUGAAAGCAGAGUAUUGCAAGAAGAUGAUGAUCGUGGUCGAAGUACGGUACGGAAGCAACGAGGCACGCACGUAAAAAUGCUGCCAUCACAACCUUUGUCGUCCGAUCUGCAAAAUCGCUCCGAUGAAAAACGAGGUCGUCCAGAGAAAUCAGCAAGAUCACGCUCCAGAUCACCUGCUCGCUCACGAUACGGAACUUACCACAGACAUGAAGCGAUGGAAGAUCCAGAUGAAUAUGGACAGGACGAUAUCAAAAUCAAGAUUGCUGAUUUAGGCAAUGCUUGCUGGGUCAACCAUCAUUUUACCGAGGAUAUUCAAACACGCCAAUAUCGAUCUCCAGAAGUAAUUCUUGGUGCAAAGUGGGACGCUGGAGCAGAUAUCUGGAGUUUGGCAUGCAUGAUUUUUGAACUUUUGACGGGCAACUUCUUGUUUGAUCCCCAGAAAGGAUCGCGAUUCAACCGCGAUGAUGAUCAUUUGGCCCAAAUCAUCGAGUUAGUGGGCCCGAUGGACCGAGAUUUUGCCCUUUCAGGAAAAAUGUCUCACGAAUUUUUCAAUCGAAAAGGGCAUCUCCGCCACAUCAAUAGACUAAAAUACUGGAGCCUACGCGACGUAUUGCUUGAAAAAUACGGGUUCCAUCGACAUGAAGCGGAUGAAAUUGCGAGUUUCCUUGAACCCAUGUUGGCGUAUGACCAUCGAGCUCAGGCCAACGAUUUAUUAGAUCAUCCUUGGUUGAACGAAGUAGACCCCAUUUUACCCGGUGAAAAGGAAGAACGCGCAACAUGGACAAGUGAUCGUCCAUGGAAGGAUUGGGAACGAAAACAGAAGCGAAGAAGAUACCAAUAAAACCUACUUUUUUUUCCCAAUCGAAAAGAGUACCUUGUUAUCAUGGAUAGGCUAAGGAAAAGCAAAGAAUAGAUUGUGAU
Messenger RNA from Radiomyces spectabilis, 1750 nucleotides. Its product is annotated as kinase-like domain-containing protein. Lineage: Eukaryota; Fungi; Mucoromycota; Mucoromycetes; Mucorales; Radiomycetaceae. The coding region runs from base 405 to 1670 and encodes 421 amino acids. Gene Ontology annotation, molecular function: protein kinase activity; ATP binding. Gene Ontology annotation, biological process: protein phosphorylation; spliceosomal complex assembly; regulation of mRNA processing. The record is from RefSeq and is a predicted model, not a curated record. The transcript is spliced from 4 exons.